Molecule: messenger RNA, 318 nt
Organism: Fonsecaea erecta
Lineage: Eukaryota; Fungi; Ascomycota; Eurotiomycetes; Chaetothyriales; Herpotrichiellaceae
Product: 60S ribosomal protein L27a
Exons: 3
Coding region: 1-318 (105 amino acids)
Biological process (GO): translation
Cellular component (GO): cytosolic large ribosomal subunit; ribosome
Molecular function (GO): structural constituent of ribosome
Source: RefSeq, a predicted model, not a curated record
AUGGAUAAAUACCAUCCUGGUUACUUCGGUAAGGUCGGUAUGAGACACUUCCACCUACUCAGAAACCACUACUGGAAGCCCUCCAUCAACCUUGACAAGCUCUGGUCGCUGGUCCCUGAGGAGACCCGUGAGGCCUACGUCUCUGGCAAGAAGACCGAUACCGCUCCCGUCCUUGACCUCCUCCCUCUCGGAUACUCCAAAGUCCUUGGAAAGGGCCGCAUUCCCAACAUCCCGAUCGUUGUAAGAGCAAGGUGGUUCAGCAAAGAGGCCGAGCGAAAGAUCAAAGAGGCCGGGGGUGUGGUCGAGUUGGUGGCAUGA